Molecule: messenger RNA, 2358 nt
Organism: Drosophila ficusphila
Lineage: Eukaryota; Metazoa; Arthropoda; Insecta; Diptera; Drosophilidae
Product: alpha-protein kinase 1
Exons: 3
Coding region: 1-2358 (785 amino acids)
Source: RefSeq, a predicted model, not a curated record
AUGUCCAUGCAGUCGGCAGUCGAGGACAGUCAAGGACAACAACAACAACAACGGGAAACUCGAACGCGACUGGAUCCAGGCUCAACUAAAGGCAGGCGGUGGAUUAUGGGCCUGAUCCUGGGUUACACAAUUAUGUCUCUCGUGGUAGUCAAGGUCGCAUCCGCAUCAGCUCUUUAUCAGCAGCAACAUCUGCAGCAGCAACAUCUGCACCAGCAACAUCUACAGCAGCAGCAACAGCAGUCGCCGAACGACAUUGAGUCCUCGGCAGACGAACCGUCCACCUCGGAACCGGGGCACUCAGACAGCGACGUCGACAUCGAGAAGAUGCGGGCCAAGCUGCAGCAACUGCAGCACGAGCAGCAGCAACAGUACCUGCUGCAGCAGCAACACCAGCUGCAGCUGCAUCUGCAGCAGAUGCAGGCGUCGCAGGGGGUUGGCGGAGAGAACGCCUACUUAUUGGAGCGUGCCGACAGCAAUGUUGCACCCAUCUACGGGACGUGGCGCGCGAAAGCGCAACGGCAGCAACACGCAACACCGUCGCACGAAUCUGGAGACGCGGCGCAUCUCUACGAGCGUUUGCCCAAGCGAUCGGUGACCAUGACGCCGCAGCGGGGUCUGCCGCGUGACCAGAUGCCGCGGCCUCCGCGUCUCACCACCCAGGACAUGCAGCUCUCGCUGGGAUCCCCCUCACCCCCUCCCGCGCCCACCAAGGCGUUGCUGCGACGCCAGUACUCGGAGACGCCGGGAAGCCGAGCUCAGCGCGGUCAGGAGGAGUUCAAGCCGAAGCCCUUCCACUUCCCCUACGACGGUCCAAUGCCCGAGCAGUUCACCAAGGGCGAGGCUCGCCCGGAGCUGAACAACAUCCAGGACAUCUUGCAGCAUCUGCACAUCGGCGGUGGGGCACCCAGCAAGCUGCCACCGAUGGUGAUGAUGCCCACGGGUCUGCACAUCGCGGGCAGUUUCAAGAACCUCAAAUCGAGUGGGAUUGGGAACUUCUUCCGGGGGAAGCGGCACAAGAAGCAGAUGCAGUUCAGCAUUCCCAUGCCCAUGUUCCCCAUGGCAGCCAUGCCCAUGCCGAUGCCCAUGUCAAUGCCGAUGCAGAUGCCAAUGCAGUGGUAUUCCCACGGGGUGCUGCCCCACCAGAGGGUGGCCAUCGACCAGCUGUAUCCCUACAAGCCGCGCUCCCCGCAGGAUGUCAACCUGCUGGCCAUGCAGCCACUGGUGAGCGGGAAGCCUCUGUCCAAGAAGAAGAAAAAGAAGCAGCAGCAGCAGCUGCAACAGCAACUGCAGCAGCAACAGCAACAGCAGCAGCAACAGUUGCUGGAGCACGGCAGCCAGCAGCAGCACUUUGUGGCAGAUCCCUUCGUGCAGCACUUUCCACAUGCGCUCAAUGCCACCCGGCAGCCGCAGCUGAAGAGGGUUCCAUUUAAAGUGAAUCUGGACAUAUAUCCGGUGCUGCCGCCUUCGCGUCCCUCCUCCGUGAUGCGGCAUCCCUUCCAGCAGGAGUUCGCCCUGCCCUCGCCGGCGGCGCUGACGGGAACCACGGCGGCGGCCUUCCACAUGGGGCACGGCAUCUACCAGUCGCCCUUCAAGUUCCCCACCCAGCAGCCAGUGCUGUUUCCCGACCAGGCCACCAGGUUCAGCCAGCAGCAGCAGGCCUUCCACAAGUUUCCGCCGCCGAAGAGCGUCCAUCCCGAGGAGUCCAUCUAUGGUCAGAGUCCUGGCCAGAGCCAGGGCCCCGUGGAGAGCCAAACGAGCCCCAUCAUGCUGCACCUGAAUGUGUUCCCCAAGCAGAAGCCCACUGCCACGAUCCGCGCCUCCACCAAUCCCUUCUACAAUCACAACAUGCAGCGCAACACGGUGAACUCGAAUGACCUGCCGCCACCCAAUCCUCCCAGUCCGAUUGAACCCAGACAUGCAGCAGGCAACGCUACUCAGCUGCAGCAACACCAGGUUAACCAAACCCAGCAGCAACAUCAGUUGGGGCAGCAGCAACAUCAGCUGGGGCAGCAGCAACAUCAGCUGGUGCAGCAGCAACAUCAACUGGUGCAGCAGCAACAUCAACUGGCGCAACAGCAACAUCUACAUGCAACGCCUGGGAAUCGCUCAUCUACCAUUUCCCGCAGCGAUCACCUUCCGCUGAUCGACUUCGAGCACCCAAUUGUGGCUGCCGAGCUGCCGGAUAGUGCUCCACUGACCCGGCAGGAUCAUCGGUACAGGCAAACCCCCGUGGACGAACCGUAUCGCUACCCGAAGAGCGCCAACAUCGAGCAGUUGGCCGCCGAGGCGCAGACCGCCUCGCUUUUCCGCUUUCCCGUCGAGGAUCUGAUCCAGUUCCAGGUGGACGACGCUCUCUAA